This is a messenger RNA of Cylicocyclus nassatus, 1193 nucleotides long. The record is from the annotation of a GenBank genome assembly. NCBI's taxonomy places the organism in Eukaryota, Metazoa, Nematoda, Chromadorea, Rhabditida, Strongylidae.
AGAGAACAAAGAUUUUGUAAAUAGUUUUGUCGACAACAUCAUUGCACGAUGCUUUCUGCAUUACUCGGAUUUGUACUAGUCGUGAAAGCAGCAACAUUAUCCUGGAAAGACUCGUAUGAUAAGAAGACCUGUGGUUUACCUAUGGACGGCGCUGAAGUGUCUUCCUUCGGCAGUCAAUCAGCAAGUACAAAGACAAUAAGAAGCGGCUCGGUUGCAAGAGGGGAAUUACCAUGGUCUGUCUUUCUUGAUCUGACUAAAUGGGGCAACUUUUGCGAGGGAACACUUAUUUCAAGAAGACAUGUGCUGACAGCUGCUCAUUGUUUCAAUCGAGAAGAAAACAGUUACAACUGCAGUAUGCCGAUAAGCGCACCUUCAGUUGACGUCUUAGAUUUUGCUAAAGCUUAUGUUGGAGGACGCUGCAAACACUUUGACAGAGACUACUGCGGAGAAGACGAACUUGGCGAAAAAAUUGGCAUAGCUAGGGUAUACUUCGACGAAUUCUUUACAAGCGAAUGUCAUGGUGAAAACGACCUCGCUCUGAUAGAACUACAAAAGGAUGUGCCUGCAAAAUACCAUCAUAUUUGCCUUCCGUUCCUACACAAGGAUAAAAAGGCGUUUAAAGAUCCUAAUUUGAGGAUGGCCUCCUAUGGAUAUUCAGAUCCAAAUAACGAUGACGUGGAAAUGAAUAACAAACUGGUUGCAUAUAUACAAAAGAUAGAUUUGGGAAAGAAGAUUUCGGAAAAGCAAUGCAAAAGCUUGAGUCAGCACAAACCAGAAGGCACAUUCUGCACUUACGGAGUGAAUGGUUUGAACUAUUGCCGCACUGAUAGUGGAGGUGGUGUUACAACUACAAUAAACGGUAAAACAUUUCUAAUGGGUGUGAUCUCUUUUGGAGAAUGGUGCAAGAAUAUGAAGAAAAGAAAAGGACCUAAAGUGCAAAUUCACACCGACAUCAUGUACCACUCAAAACUCGUUGACGUCUUCGUGCGUGACGGGAAUAGAAUUUUAUGUCGUGAUUGAAGAAACCUUUACAUGUAACAUGGAUUUUUGAACUACGUUUGUGUCAAAGGUUAAUGGUUGUAAAAAAAAAGGUUCUUGUAAACUCGCAUCUUGGCCUAGUAUUUACGUGGUCGUUCAAACUUCGUUGGCACAUAUAAUAAAGUUGUUAACAUAAAAACUGAACUACUCAAUGA